Messenger RNA from Oncorhynchus nerka (sockeye salmon), 1608 nucleotides. RefSeq lists its product as uncharacterized. The record is from RefSeq and is a predicted model, not a curated record. Gene Ontology annotation, cellular component: nucleus. Lineage: Eukaryota; Metazoa; Chordata; Actinopteri; Salmoniformes; Salmonidae. The transcript has 7 exons. Bases 228 to 1052 code for a protein of 274 amino acids.
CUGGGGCCUGUUGCACAAAAGUAGAAUUAAGACAUCCGGGAUAAAUGACUCAGCUGAGCUCAAUGAAGCCAAAACAUGUGCGUCCAGGCUUAAUUGGUUGCACAAAGACCAAGCCAGGAUGAGCAGACACGGAUUCAUUAAGCCAGGUGAAACCAAUCCUGGAUAGGUGCGCGCUCACGGCUCACUCAAAUAGACCCCGCCACAGAUCACAGAUUAACUGAUUUACCAUGGCAACUAGAGCCGCGUACUUUUCCCCGUCGGAAGCACAAAUCCUCAUGGAGGCAUACGAGGAGGUAAAAGAUAUAAUUAAGAAGAAAGGCAACACCGCCACAGUGAUAAAGCAAAGAGAAAAAGCGUGGCAAAGUAUUGCAGACCGCCUGAAUGCAUUAAACAUGAACGGGCCAAAACGGACAUGGCAGCAGGUCAAAAUCAAAUACAAGAACAUUCUGCAGAAUGCAGUGAAAAAGAAUACCCACAGACAAGGCACGGGUGGUGGGUCACCAAAGGCUGACCUUACCCCAGCAGAGGACAUGGCCUUGGAGCUAAAUAAAGGCAGGCCCGUCUUAGAGGGGAUCCCUGGGGGGAAAGAGACGAGCAUAGGUUCCUCCCAAGAUGCCACCCGCUUCAUUCAAGUGCCUGGCAGCACUGUGUUCCUGUUAGAGCCACCAGCACAAGCACCAGACGAUGCUGAUCCAGGUGAAGGCCCCAGUGCAGCAGCAACAGCACAUGAUGGAGACGAUGAUGAGGAGGAGACCAUCUCUCUGGAUUCCAGAAGGCAUGAGGACCCAGAUGCUAUACAGUGGGAAAACCAGCCUGGCAACAUAAGCUCACAAGCUAUCAGAAAGUUGUAUGGCAACCACCUCCGGCGCCAAAUAGAACUGGCAGACAUAGACAUUCAGUACAAGAAGAAAAAGAUAGAAAAUCUUGCACUGGAGUCCGAAAUAAAAAAGAGGACAAUUAGGAAACUGGACCUUGAAAUAAAAAAACUUGCGAGGGAGGUGAGAUAUGCCUUCAAUGUACACUGUAUGCUAACUGUAACACAAAUGUAUUAAUCAUUAUUUUUAUUUCCUCCCCCAGCUCCAAGAAGAUGACACAGCUCAAAAUAAAAAUUAGGUAUAUUCUCGUAAAGUCAAGUGAGCCAUGACAUAUGAGCUCUUAUUGUGAGCACACAGGACGGUGGCAUCUUUCUAAGGUUUUUUUUAUUUUCCCAGCAAUCAGUACAACCAAGUCAUCGUUAUAAGGCAUCGCCCUCUUUUGCCCACCCCCCCAGCACCAGGUGUGGCCACUAGCCUAUAUGAAGGCCCAAAAUUGUGUGUUCCUUUCUGCUCUGACAAUGGCAUGCCCAUUCGUGCGAGAUGUGGUGGAUGAAGAAGCACUUGUGCUGAGGAGAGCCUUCAGGCGAGAAAGGGUCUUCAGGGACCGGUUGGACCCACUGGCCUUCCCUGAUGACCAUCUAUAUGAAAGAUACAGGUUUUCUGCAGAUGGCAUCAGGUAUCUAUGCAGACUACUGGGUCCCAGGAUUAAGCACCGCACUGCACGGAGCCAUGCACUGAGUGUGGAGCAAAUGGUUUGUGUGGCCUUGCGCUUUUUGCUAGUGGAGCCUUCCUG